AUGCAAGCACCAACUACCAGCAACACACCUUCUUCUCUAAUGCUACCACCACCACCCAUAUCGACUCUGCCCGAUCCUAAUCCAAUGGUCACUGAGCCUUUUGAACAACGCAAACAACUUGACAACUUCGUCAAAGAGUUUGCACCACAUCAAGGGUACGGUAUCAUCAUCGGUCACUCUGGACGAGAUCCGUACCUCUACUGCAAAUACGACUGCCAUUGUGGAGGAAAACCUGCCAAGCGAAAGGGCCAAACUGAUUCGAACGAGUGUGAUCCACCGAAGAAGACCAGAUCAAUCAAGAUCGGAUGCCCCUUCAAGAUGAAAGCUACUUUCCACAAAGAACGACGCACCUGGACUCUCCAUCACGAGAACACAUAUCACAAUCAUGGGCCAAUGGAAAUGGAAAUUCCAGAUAUCACAUCCAGCAUUGCACCAACCUCUUUUCCAAAGGCCGAGCAAACACUUGAUCUAGAUCCAAGUCACAAACCGAUAGACACUAGCCUUCAAUCACAACUGCUAUCAAUCAGUAACCGUAUCCUAUCAAUGACGGCCUCUCAACAAGAUGAGAUUAUACAAUCAAUCCACAAACUACUUGAUGCGGUAUGUAAUGUACCUGAAGAUAAGAUUCCCACCAAUCUUCCUGACCCCCAUCAAGACGCUGCUAUACAACUUUUAGACGACUUAGAACAAUUCAACGAACUCAUUCAAUUUCAAUCUCCCUUGCAUGUUAAAGAUAACGAUACCAGUAUUAUGUAUUGCCAGGAACCAGAAAAAUCUCCUACUCGGCCCAGCAGUACUGAUAUCGAUGCUCUCAACAUCACAGUUAUGAACAACCAGCCACUUAUGAAUGAUCAGCCCUCCUUUGAUUCAAUAUACUCUUUUCUUCUUGAAGAUCUCCUCCAGCCUUCUCUACAACCAAGCGUUCAGACCAAUUGCCAGGUUCUUGAUGCAACACCUGAAAUCGAUGUUAAUAGUGCUGCCGAACAUCAUGAACCUUCCUCUCAUGACCAUGCAAGAAACAUCGAUCAGGAGGCCUCUGUCCCCAGCACGCUACCCAGCUUAUCAUUCAACAAAGUUCCGAUUUCACCCCACCCGGUUGGCGAUACAUUGCAAGUUCCAAUACCACAGGCCAGAACCACCAGAUCCACUAUCAAGAAAACUGCGAGUGUAUCACCCUGUCGAACCCGAAGUAAAGUAGAUCUAGUUACAGGAGUCGCAGCGCAGAGUGGUGUCAAAAGAACUCAAAUUUCUAGAACCUGCAGCACUCUCAGUGCAAAGAAACACAAAUGA
This is a messenger RNA of Melampsora larici-populina 98AG31, 1290 nucleotides long. RefSeq lists its product as uncharacterized. Bases 1 to 1290 code for a protein of 429 amino acids. The record is from RefSeq and is a predicted model, not a curated record. Gene Ontology annotation, molecular function: DNA-binding transcription factor activity, RNA polymerase II-specific. The transcript has 3 exons. Lineage: Eukaryota; Fungi; Basidiomycota; Pucciniomycetes; Pucciniales; Melampsoraceae.